Ictalurus punctatus (channel catfish) is the source of this 1535-nucleotide messenger RNA. RefSeq names its product glucagon a (gene gcga). The record is from RefSeq and is a predicted model, not a curated record. NCBI's taxonomy places the organism in Eukaryota, Metazoa, Chordata, Actinopteri, Siluriformes, Ictaluridae. Gene Ontology annotation, cellular component: extracellular region. The transcript is spliced from 6 exons. Gene Ontology annotation, biological process: response to starvation. Bases 555 to 1076 code for a protein of 173 amino acids. Gene Ontology annotation, molecular function: glucagon receptor binding; hormone activity.
GCAGAUUUCCAAGGCGGAGAGAACUUUUACGUCUUUCCGAUACGACGGCGCGGUAAAAUAUUAGACAGUUAUCGUGAUCCGAACGAAUCGCGGCGCUUUAAGGUGAUUUACGGGAUCCUGAGCUCAGUGUCUUAAGGGGAGAAAAACAAAAGGUCAACGAGGCCUAAUUGGUGCUCACGGUCCACGGGCGAGUGUGUACAGUAGCACUUCGUUGUUUUUUUUCGCUCUCUUUAUUUGACAGGAUACUUUCCGACACCUCUGAGAGACACGUCCUCUUUUCCUGGUUUAAGCAAACAUAGACACGGGCCUCGGUUCGAGCAGGGUAAUGGAUUGGGACUAAUGAAUGAGCUCAGAGCGUGCACCGCUGCACGUAUAGUGUGUGUGUGCGUGCGUGAGGGGUGAAUGAAGGGGGUUGUCUGAUACCACUAUAAAAGAGGGAGGCAGAUGGAAGAAAACGUCAGAACAGAAAGCAAGAAGGGAGGCCACGGAGCUUACGCACACACACACACACACACACACAAGCACACAGACUCGUCUACGCACCGGUGCUCAAGAUGAAAGGCACACACUUCAGCGCUGGUCUCGUCCUGCUCCUCGUCCUCGUCCAGAGCAGCCUGGAGCUCCCGCUACAAGACGACACGACCAGCUCAGAGACAGACGCGAGUCUCCUGGACGAGAGGAAAGACACGAUGCGGGCGAGGAGACAUUCAGAGGGGACUUUCUCUAACGACUACAGUAAAUACCUGGAGACACGGCGGGCGCAGGACUUCGUUCAGUGGCUCAUGAACUCCAAGAGGAGCGACAGCCCGGCCCGGCGCCACGCUGACGGCACCUACACCAGCGACGUCAGCUCGUACCUGCAGGACCAGGCGGCUAAAGACUUCAUCACCUGGCUGAAAAGCGGCCAGCCCAAACCAGAUGCCGUUGAGACGAGGAGCGUGGACACGUUACGCAGGAGACACGUGGACGGCAGCUUCACCAGCGACGUCAACAAGGUGCUGGACAGCUUGGCCGCCAAGGAGUACCUCCAGUGGGUCAUGAACUCUCCGUCGUCGGCUAGCGGCAAACGACACUGAAGUCCCGGAGAAAGACAGAGUGCUUCCCGUUCCCGGAGUGAACUUUUAGGAUGUCGUUCUUCACCCUGAGAAUCUUCAAAUCAUGGAAAAGCCAUAGUCCUUAGCCAGAGCUGAUACAACACAGGAAAUCCAAAGCCAUAUAUAUAUAUAUAUAUAUAUAUAUAUAUAUAUAUAUAUAUAUAUAUAUAUAUAUAUAUAUAUAUAUAUAUAUAUAAUGUUCAAUAGUUUGUACUGCGAGUAUUUAUUUGCCAGAGAUUUGUGCUACGCCUGAAAAGUCAAGGAUAUGAAAAAGAAAUAUUUUUCUAAUAGAUUUACUCUAUUUUUAAUGCUUAAUAUUUAUAAAAUGGUUAUGAAACUCAGGUAAAAUUUUUCAAAACUCUCAGGUUUAGUGAGUGUCAAAGAAAAUGUAGUAUCAAAAAUGGUGCCCUGCUCUGCAAAAUAAAACUUCAUGUUCAAUAA